AUGGUGAAAUUCUUCCCCGAAAUCUCACCAGACCUAGCAGAAUGGGCGAUGAAGCAACAAGUAUUCUUCGUAGCGUCGGCGCCCCUGCAUGGCAAACACAUCAACCUGUCACCCAAGGGUCUGCCCUCGUCAUCAUUCAGCAUCCUGACGCCGAACCUGUGCGCGUACGUCGACGCUACGGGCUCCGGCAUCGAGACCAUCUCGCACAUCCAGGAGAACGGCCGCUGCACCGUCAUGUUCUGCUCGUUCGACACCAGUCCCCGCAUCAUGCGGUUUUUCUGCACGGGCCGCGUCGUGGCGUGGAAUGAUGUUGGGUUUGAUGGCUGGUUGGAGCGUAUGGGUGGGAAGAAGGUCACGGGCGCGAGGGCCGUCGUCGUGUUGGAUGUUUAUAAGGCCCAAACAUCAUGCGGCUUUGCAGUCCCCUACCUGUCGCUGAAGCCCGACCCGAAAGACGCCUCCAAACAACUCCCCUACCUCGAAGACCGGCAGACGCUGGGCCACUGGGCGGGCAAGCAGAUCGAGAACGCGACGAUGCACGAGUACCGCGCGAACUGGAACCGGCGGUCGCUGGACGGCCUGCCGGGGCUGCGGGUUGCGAGAAAGGAUUUUGGCGAGCGCCUGUGGCUCGGCGAUGUCGGUGCGCAGGUCAGGAAGCGGAACGGCGUGCUGCUCGUUCUUGUCGCGGUUUUGUCGUCGUUGGGGACGGUGCUUGCGUUGUGGGGUUUGGGGGCGUUGGAUUUUUCAAGGAUCUUGCUGCGGACGCAGAGUGGGAGCUCGCUUAUCGGUGGUGGGAAUCCGUAUUGGUGA
Messenger RNA from Exophiala bonariae, 807 nucleotides. RefSeq lists its product as uncharacterized. The transcript has 2 exons. Bases 1 to 807 code for a protein of 268 amino acids. The record is from RefSeq and is a predicted model, not a curated record. NCBI's taxonomy places the organism in Eukaryota, Fungi, Ascomycota, Eurotiomycetes, Chaetothyriales, Herpotrichiellaceae.